UGUCGAAGAUGUUGACUCGAAUACUCAUUAUUGGAGACAGCCAAGUCGAAUCAGCGUUAAAGACACACGGUUUCGGCUCCAUCUUAAACGACCGAUUCAAUGGAGAAGCAGACGUUAUCCUGAGGAAGUUCCCUGGUUACACAGCAGAGUGGAUAAAGCUUCUAACGAGCAGCGUGGCCCGGAACCUGGGCGCUACUCCCGACUACAUCAUCAUCCUAUGUGGCAGAGACGACUGCUUGCGGAGUAAACAAGAUACCAGACCUGUCACUGAUCCUGAAAAGUUCCGAAAGAAUCUUUACUCACUGGUAGACAAGAUAACAAAUGAAGUUGAUAUGAACGCAGAGCGCUUCAUCUUGCUCUCUCCUUUACCCAUACAUACCAUGAGAUUCGAAGGAGAUGAAGGCAAUGUCUUUGAUGGAGUUACAAUAGAUAAGAGCACAAUUAAACAAUACACGGAGAAGACGAAGGAGGUAGCUACAAGAGUGGGAGGACAGUUCGUAGACACUUCAGCUUUGUUAGACAGGGCUCUUGAUGCAAACUUCAGACAAGGCGGGAUCAAACUGUCAAACGACGGUCAUUUGAAUUUGGCGGAGAAGUUGGUAGAAUUGAUCGAGUUAACAGAAUCACCAUUUCCUUCUUUCGAUACGAUUGGAAAUGACUACGUGAAGACGUUGGGAGAAAUAAAUCAGAAUUGCUCCUUGGUCCAAGAAGACAAUAUCGCAGCUUACACUUACGUUUCUACUGUAGAUCAAUACUCUGCUUACCUAGGGAAGACAUACCGAGGAAAGGUGUGAGGUCGUGGACAGAUCACUUAUUAGAUCCAAAAUGAAAGGAAGAAAUAUUUCCGCGGGAGAGUUGCAGUUGGCUUUAUGCGUGGCUGAACUUUGGAGAAGUAAAACGAGCGAAUGAAGUUGUCAUAUCGUCUCGGGCGUCACGGGAUGUGAGGGGAUGUAUAUCUCGAUACUGGUCACCAAAUCAACACUUUUCAGCUCCCUAGUAUUGUGCUAAGCUAUAAUUAUUCGUGAAGAUAAAGUUCAUUUUUAAAAUUAGUAGUAAGCAUUUUAUUGCAAUAUUUAUUAAAUUACCCAUCGUAAAGCAAAGAAUUUUGCCGUCGUAUCAGUUUCAAAAUUUCCAAGAAUUGCUUCAUACUUCGACAUUCCUUUGUCUUUAUUCUGUGAAAAUUCUUCAGAUAUCUGAUAGCUGUUACAGAGUAAAUUCUAUUAAUCUGUUGUAUGACUUAUUAAUUCAAUAAAGCUGUUCUUUCUAUGACGCAAUAUGCAAUUUAUACCUGUUCCUGUAAUUCUAAAGA
This is a messenger RNA of Bolinopsis microptera, 1309 nucleotides long. Its product is annotated as isoamyl acetate-hydrolyzing esterase 1 homolog. Gene Ontology annotation, molecular function: hydrolase activity, acting on ester bonds. The coding region runs from base 9 to 794 and encodes 261 amino acids. The record is from RefSeq and is a predicted model, not a curated record. Lineage: Eukaryota; Metazoa; Ctenophora; Tentaculata; Lobata; Bolinopsidae. The transcript has 6 exons.